This is a messenger RNA of Anisakis simplex (herring worm), 123 nucleotides long. NCBI's taxonomy places the organism in Eukaryota, Metazoa, Nematoda, Chromadorea, Rhabditida, Anisakidae. The record is from the annotation of a GenBank genome assembly.
AUGUCAUUUCAGACAUUAAGUGCAAUUGCGUUGGCGUACGGAUGUGAGCAUCUACUUUCGUACCUGGGCUAUGAUCUCUUCUUCAUGAUCGCUGCUGCGUUUCCGUUCACCGGUUCGUGCUAA